UGCAGAUACAACCAUUUGUCUUGCGCAAGAGGCUUCAGUGGGAACUGAGAGUGCAUCAGUAGAUGAGCAGCUGACUAUGAAUUCUGAGCAAGUCAUGCAUAAAUUAGGCAAUGAAGUCACAUCUGAGGACCUGGAACUACCAGAGAGAAUCUCCAGCAAUUUACAGGCCAUCGGUCCUUAUCCAGAUGAAGGGCCGUCUACAAAGUGCAGUAUACUGGAAUGUGGAAAGAAUGAUAUGAAUUAUGAACCUGUGAUUUCUCAUCAAGUUAUCCCAGACUUAAAUCAAGAGACAUCAGUAGCAUAUCUCCAAAGAGAACUGGAGAUUCUCAGAACAAGCAAUAAAAAGCUUCAAGAAAAAUUGACUAAAGAAGAUAAGGAAAAGAGAAAAUUAAAGCUUAAGUUGGAACUCCACGAGAAAGCAGCAGCGGCUGAAAUUGCUGAGAGGACAGCAGCUUUGGUUGAAGAAGUGUAUGUUGCACAGCGAGAACGCGAUGAAGCUAUUAUGUGCAGACUGCAGUCAGCUCUUGAGGAGAGGGAUGAAGCAGUUGCACGUGUGAAGCACAUGGAAAUGUCACUAAAACUGCUAGAAAAUAUUAACCCUGAAGAAAAUGACAUGACAUUACAGGAAUUACUGAGCAGAAUAAACAAUGCAGACACUGGGAUAGCUAUUCAGAAGAAUGGAGCUAUAAUUGUGGAUAGAAUCUACAAGACCAAGGAGUGUAAAAAGAGAAUAACCGCAGAAGAAAUGAAUGCAGUGAUAGAAGAGCGGGAUGCGGCUUUGUCUCAGUGCAAACGGCUGCACCAGGAGCUUCAUCGUCUGAAAGAGCAGAGGCAGACUUCAGCAAACAACACGAGACAUCCGACUGCUGAAAACAAUCAGGAACGUGCUCUGAAGGCAAAAUUACUGUCGAUGCAGCAAGCCAGAGAAACUGCAGUUGAACAGUACAAAAGGCUGGAAGAAGAAAUACAGACAUUACGAGUUUACUACAGUUUACACAAAUCAUUAUCUCAAGAAGAAAACUUGAAGGAACAGUUUAACCAUGCCCUUAGUACCUAUGAAGAAGCCUUAAAAAACAGAGAGAGUGUUGUUUCCAUCACUCAGCAGCAGAACGAAGAACUGGCCACCCAACUUGAACAUGCUCUGACUCAGCAAGCCAACAUGGAAUUACAGCUUCAGUGUGCUGUAGAGGUCUCCCAAGCAGCCAAUGAAAAAGUUCAGAAGUUAGAAAGACUGGUGGAUGUCCUGAGGAAGAAGGUUGGAACAGGCGCUGUGAGGACAGUGAUCUGACUGAAAAACACCCAGUCUGGGGCAAGCAAUCACAUCUGGUGGCCAGGCUGCUUCAUUCAACACUGUGUAAACACUAAAAGCCUUAACUUAGCAAACAGUUGUUAGAAGUGGGACACUCCAACCACAUUCCAAGCUGAGAUAAAAUCAAAUCACAAAUGUUUAACCACUUUGCUGCUGACUUCAACUAUUUAUCCAAAUAUAUUAACUACGGGCUUUUACCAAUUAUAACGCCGCAGCUUGUUUUGUAGCUAUUUUAUAUUUGUGCCUUUAAUGUAAUUCUUUCUGCCGGUGUACUAUAAAAAUGUGCGAAGUCGGUCAGGAGUGUACCCUCGCAUAUGGCCCUUUCUGAAUCGAAGUGCAGUAAAGUAAAUAUUGUCUAAGCCUUAAUCCACUGUGUUAGGUCACAACUUCAAAUAAAUGCGUUUUCAGUAUAGAGUAUAUUUCUUAACUGAUGGGAGAAGUUCAGACAUGAGAGAAUGUAGCCUACCUUCAAUGUAUUGUGUAGCUUUUGUUCUUAAUAUGGAAGAAUAUUAAGUAUAGAUGCCAUGAGUGAAGUGUAUAAUUUGCUUUAAUAGUACAUUAAGAUGGCAGCCAUCAAGGCAUGGUUUUGUUUCACUAUAGGUAAUAUACACUGUUUUCAAUAAAAAGAUUAUUAAUGUGCACUUGAUUCACUAUAGAUAAUAUAUACUGUUUACAAUAAAAAGGUUAUUAAUAUGCACUUAUGUAUACAUAUUAUUGGUAUUUUUUUAAUGUUGAGUAUGGGUGAUUAUCUGAGUGUCACUUAAGCUGUAGAAAUAACCAAGUUUCUGCUCAUAGUCUGGGACACUUUGGGCUUGAAAAUUAGCAUGUGCCAGUCAGCAUGUCUAGCCUAAAAGGCAAGAAAGAAGACAUCAAACCUGUUAGCAUUCUUGCUAUUUUUUAGAUUAUGAUUUUUGGUGUGGUAGAAGAGAACCUAAUAGAUAAUUAUACAAAAAGUAUAGUGUCCAAUAUGAGGACUUAGAAAAAAAGCAUUCUUGCAAUUUGGUUCAAGUUAUCCACUUUUGAAUUUAUUUAAGACAUAAGCCACUUCUCAUCAUAGAUGUUAUGAAUAUUCAUGGAGAAUAUUGUCAGUUUUACAGAUUGGAUAGCUGAAAGGCCACUCCUGGAACAGGAUGAAAUGAGCAAAAAAUAUUGAGUUAGUGAAAAUUUUAUAGGCAGAAACUUUUCUAAGUUCCUAAUUCAUCUGUAAGAAUGAGCUAAAUUAUUUAUCGUUUCCUGUUUUCAGGAUAAAUAUAUUCAGAAUGAUAGGCUAUACCAUUCUUCCAUGUGCUAUUGGAAAAUAUCCUUUUUAUGUAUCUUUUAACUGUAGAAUAUUCUGAGGCCCUUUGUCAUAAAUGAAAUAUGAAACAGAACACUGACAUACUCUGUUUCCUCCUUACUAAAUCUGUAAAAUGAAGCUAACAGAUAAUUAGAAUCAUCUCACUGCAUUCAAAUUUGAAAUUCACUCACACUCUUAGUGAUUUUUAAACUAUGAGAAUUAGAAGAUAAAUGAUAGCAGGCAUUAAAAGUAAGCUAACUGCAUCUGUUCCAUGGUCACAGAGAGUGUCACAGCCUCUGAUAGACCAGGGACCACUUAGUCACAGAAGCUAGUGCUUGAGUCGCUUCCUUGGGCUCCGUAACAACGCCCUGUGUGAAGACACAGCAUCUCCUAAGUUACCCGGGGAUACAGGUAAGUAAAGAAAAAAGCCAUUCCCGACUGCUCUUAACAUAAUCACAGGUAAAGCUGAAUGUUCAGUUUGGUCUUGAGAAACAGACGCUUUCCUUAAGUUAUUUACUCUGAAAUCUUAGAAUACACAUGGUGAAAUAAAAACAUUUUACAACUUCCAAACGUCACUUAGAGCAACCGGUUCCUGGACAGUUGUACAGAGCAAGGUACUAAAAAAAAUGAAACCCAGAGAACAACUCCGACACCCACUAUUCUUCAGCACAGGUGUCCCAAGGCAUUCAACGCCAGGCCAGACAACUUCUGUCUUGAUUUUGCACACUUGAGAACGCCCAACAGCAGUCUUCCACCUCAUCGCUAUUUUUUACGAAGGACUAACCACUGAACACCAAGAUGCCAAUUCCUGAGAAGCCGGGCAACUGCCGAGAAUGCCACUCUCCACAGUGUUUUCUGCUUUAGGCAUUACCAUAUCUGUUCCUAUAGGAGCAUGGGAGCUCCCUUUUUUUUUUUUUUUUUUUUUUUUGGUUUUUCGAGACAGGGUUUCUCUGUGUAGCUUUGCGCCUUUCCUGGAACUCACUUGGUAGCCCAGGCUGGCCUCGAACUCACAGAGAUCCGCCUGGCUCUGCCUCCCGAGUGCUGGGAUUAAAGGCGUGAGCCACCACCGACCGGUGGGAGCUCCCUUCUUAAAGUAAGCAAGACUUUAAAGAAAAGACUACUAUUGGUCAUAACACUUGAUCUGCAAAAUCAUCAUUUCACAUCUUUUUUUUUUCUUUGACUCUACCAGUAGCCACAUGAUAAUUGCUCUACAGAUUUUAGCAUUGGUUUUUAUUGUUUUUCUGGUGAUUGUUAUUACAUUCAUUCUGAUAAGGAAGCAAAUGAAGAGCCUCUUGGAAGUUCUGAGGACUGAGGUCUCAGGACUGACCCCCGUUAAAUUAUAGGGCUCUCCGUCUCUCUGUAAGAAAUAGUAUGGUAAAUAUUUUUAUUUUCAAUUAUUUGUUAAUUCUUGAUCAUUUCCCAUUAAUCAUAUUUACCACUAACUCUUCCCAGAUCUUCCCAACAUCCCUGCCUGGUCCAACUUUGGAUCUUGUUUUCUUUUUAAUUUAAUAACCCAGCAACCUCAUUUGUGCUGCCCAUAUAACUUUUCAUGUAGGGCCGUCCACUGGAGCAUAGCAAAGGUGUCAGUGUCUGCCACUAGAGAGAUGUCUUGGUGAUCGGAUUUCUUAGAAAACCCAAGGUUAAUUCCCAGCACCCAAGUCAAGUGCCUCAUAACUACCUAUAACUCCAGUCUGGGGGAUCCAACACCCUCUGACCUCCAUGAGCACCUGUAUGCACACAAGACACAUACAACUCAAGUAGGCACACACACAACCAUAAAUACAAAAUAUUUAGAUUAGAAGUGAUGUCUCAAAAGAUACAUUUUUAACUUCUGUAAUUUCUGCUACUGUUGUUCGGUUUCCUCUUUACACUUAUGCAGGAAUUCUCUAGUAAUCUAAAAAAUUAUUGCAUCUCUUUCUGUGUUUUGAACUACACACAUAAAUCCCUUGAUGUUAUUCUCAUCUUUGCAUGUACUUGGUCUCACUUAAACAUAGGCAGGAGUUAUUCUGAACUGUUUCUAAUGUGGUCUGUUCCAAACACCUAACACUGCAGUGUUAUAGAAUGGUAGAGUAUAUUUCCAUGCGCACUCUGCUUUGUAGAGCACAUAUCUGAUAAAAAACAAAAACAAAAACAAAAACAAAACAAAACAGCUAUAGGCAAAGUAAUGGGUUACAAGCAACAUAUAAGCACUACAACAAAAUCAGUGAUUAAUAUAUAAUAACUUUGAUUUUGAUAAAUGAGCCAUUGUGUUUAAGGUAAUUAAAAUAGUAAAAAAAAAAUACUUCAUGAAAUACAUAUUUUAAGCUUCUGUUUUUUGUAUUUCAUUAACCAAACAAACUGAAGAAUCUUCUUAUUGGGUCGCUUACUAAUAGAGUUUUCAUUUCACACACCCAAAAUAAAAACAGGUUUAAAAGAGGCUUGUAGCUUUAGUAUGAAAAGGGUUACAUAGAAAUACCCUUGUGCACAGUUUUUAGAGAUCAUAAUAACUUCUUGAUAUUGCCACCUUCACAUGGUGAUUACACAUCUGGCAUUCUAUGGUGAAAUAACUGUGACAGAUGUUCAAUCAUCUUCCAUGUGAUUUGAAUGAUACACUGAUUUUUCACAUAAAACAAUGUGUUCUUGGUAACUCGUUCACAGCUAACCCUGUAUUUGCACAUUGCAUACAUAACCACAGACACACACAAAAGCACAUUCGCCUCUUUAAAACUGAUUUGUAAGUCAGUUGUUAGGCUCCGGCGAGUUCAGCAUCUUGUGCAUGUUUUAUUGGAAGUGCAUGUGGUUUCUGGGGUUUUUAAACAAAUACAUGAAAUGGUUGAAAGAUUUAUAUUGCCCAUGCUUAACUAAAUAUGUCAUCUCUAGAAAAGAUGUGAUUUAUUUUGGCACUGUUCUAAAACUCAAAUAUUUUAAACAUUUGUUGAGUCGGAGCUUGAACUAGUAGCAUACGUUCCAAACUAGCAUCUCAAGUUACCAAACGUUUUGUAAUCCUUUUACUGAAACAGCCCUCUUUGAAAAGCUUUUUCUCUUUCACUGUGUUCUUCAGUGUGAGUUUAAAUUCAUAAAGGUUGAAGUUGUUUUUAAUGUAGGGUUUCAUAAAGAGAGUUUGACAAUGAUAAAUGUGUGUUUUUAAGAAUCAUUAAAAUGAUUUUUACUAAUGAGAAUCCUUUGCAGAA
Peromyscus maniculatus bairdii (prairie deer mouse) is the source of this 5755-nucleotide messenger RNA. RefSeq names its product mirror-image polydactyly 1 (gene Mipol1). Lineage: Eukaryota; Metazoa; Chordata; Mammalia; Rodentia; Cricetidae. The record is from RefSeq and is a predicted model, not a curated record.